AUGUCUAAGCUCUUCGUUCACGGCCUCUCUUGGCACACCGACGAUGACACUCUCCGCAAUGGAUUCGAGCAGUACGGCGAAAUUCAGGAAGCUAUCGUCGUCAAGGACCGCGCCACUCUGCGCAGCCGCGGUUUUGGCUUUGUCCGCUUCGCUACUGAGGCGGAGGCCGAUGCCGCAAUGAGCGCCAUGAAUAACCAGGAAUUCGACGGACGUGUCAUUCGUGUUGACAAGGCCUUUGACCGCCCGCCCCGCCCCGAAGGUGGCUUCCAGGGUCGCGGCGGAUAUAACCAGCAGCCUGGCAAUGGCAACAGCUACCAGGGCGGCGGUGGUUUCGGCGGUGGUGGUGGUGGUGGCGGUGGUUAUAACCGCGGAGGAUAUGGUCAGCAGCCCUACAAUGGCAACGGAGGUGGUGGCUAUAGCGGUGGUUAUGGCGGCGGCUAUGGUGGCGGUGCGAAUGCUGGAUACGGCGGUGGCGGUGGCUGGCGCAACAACAACCAAGCCCCGGCCCCCGAGCAGGGCAACUAA
Penicillium cinerascens is the source of this 525-nucleotide messenger RNA. RefSeq names its product RNA recognition motif domain-containing protein. The transcript is spliced from 6 exons. NCBI's taxonomy places the organism in Eukaryota, Fungi, Ascomycota, Eurotiomycetes, Eurotiales, Aspergillaceae. Gene Ontology annotation, molecular function: RNA binding. Bases 1 to 525 code for a protein of 174 amino acids. The record is from RefSeq and is a predicted model, not a curated record.